This is a messenger RNA of Megalops cyprinoides (Indo-Pacific tarpon), 1673 nucleotides long. RefSeq names its product MARCKS-related protein 1-B-like. The record is from RefSeq and is a predicted model, not a curated record. Gene Ontology annotation, cellular component: cytoplasm; plasma membrane. Bases 209 to 859 code for a protein of 216 amino acids. Gene Ontology annotation, molecular function: actin filament binding; calmodulin binding. Gene Ontology annotation, biological process: central nervous system development; actin filament organization. NCBI's taxonomy places the organism in Eukaryota, Metazoa, Chordata, Actinopteri, Elopiformes, Megalopidae. The transcript is spliced from 2 exons.
GCGGUCGACUUGUGAAUACUGGGACUGCGGGGAGCUUUUGAAGAAACUUUUCCUAUCAAAGAAAAAAAAAAAUACUAAGGAUUUUUCUCCUUCAACAUCUGUCUGGCAGUUACUCCCAGGCCUGGAUUUCAAAUCUAAAACAGCGCCAAGGUUUUGCUUUAAAAUUUUUUUCUUUUGGUUCGUCAUAUAGCUAGUCACAGAAAGGAAGAUGGGGUCGCACUCGUCCAAGGGUGGAGUGGUCGUGGAUGGAAAAGCCGUUGUUGCUGACGCGGCUGCCGCUAAAACUAAUGGCCAGGAGAAUGGCCAUGUCAAGACCAAUGGCGACGUCUCUGCCAAGCCCGAUGGAGAUGCAGCUGCUUCCAAUGGCAACGGAUCAGCGGAAGGGGCGAAGGAGGCCGAGGCCGGCGCAGGAGACGCGAUUGAGCCGGCGCCUGCGGCCGAAGGCGAGGCCGCCAAGUCUGAGGGCGAGGCCGCCAAGGAGACGACCAAGAAGAAGAAGAAGUUUUCCCUGAAGAACUCCUUCAAGUUCAAGGGGAUCUCGCUGAAGAAGACCAAGAAGGCAAGCGGGGAGGCUAAGGAGGAGGCGGCGGCAGCCUCACCCACAGCCGAGGAGAAGCCGGAGGAGAACGGGCCAGCCGCUGAGGCCGCGGAGGAGAAGAAGGAGGAGGCAGCGGCGGAGCCAGCAGUGACAGAGGAGGCCAAGGCGGAGCCGGCGGCCGCUGCUCCCGAGGAGCCCAAAGCAGAGGAACCCGCCAAGGCUGAGGAGGCCCCCGCCAAGACAGAGGAGCAGGCCACUGAGGAGCCAGCCGCACCCGCCGAGGAAACGACGCCUGCACCCUCCGAACCCAAGGAGGAGUGAAUGUACGCACAGAGAACUCUGGGAACUUUUUUCAAGAUUAAAAAAAAAAUAUAUAUAAAUAUAUAUGAAAAGACUUCUUGUGCCACGUACUUAAAAUGUAAAAUAUUAUUAAAAAAUUUUAAAAAAUAUCACAUAGCCGAUUCAUCCACCAGUUCACUGCCUUGGGUAACCUCUGCUGACAGACCCCUACAGCGCCAUUCCCCAAGAGUUCCUGUUGAUGACAUGAGGGUGGGGGGGUAUGGAUUGGACGUCAGUGGAAGGAAUGAAGAUAUUGACUUUUUCAGUACAUGGUAAAAAUGCUACAUGUCUUUUGAAUGGUGUGGCAGCCCCUCCUCUAUGUUACCAAUCACCUCCUAGGAUCUGAAUCUACGACAGCAGCAGUUUUGGAGGAGAGCAAAUGUUCAACACCUAAAGUGACUGUUCUAUGGACAUAAACCUUUCAAAAAUAUCAUUAACUUAGAAUUUUACAUUCCUAUGUUUUACUGCUCCCCCCUCCCCGCCCCAGUUUUAAGUCUUUUGUGCUGUAUAGAGAAAACAUUUUAACGAUGGGGGAAAAGCUUAUAGUCUUUGUUUGUUUACAGUGUAUUUUAAUUCUUUUGGCUAAAAACACAUUUGAGCUUUUCGGAGUCUGCCGUGUUCACAUUUCAAGUUUGUAAUAGGAGACGGAGAGGUGCGUAAAAUGUGAGCCUUUCAUCCGCUUUUCUCUCUGUAAAUACGUUUUUGGCCAUUUUUUUCUUUCUUUAUUUUGCUAACGUUUAAAGAUGUUAAUGGUUUUAUUGUAACGUUAAUAAGGGUGAAUAAAUGUUGGGCCCCU